AUGGAUUCCAGUUCAACCUUUAGGCCGAUCUCUAUAUCGGACGAGAAGGAUCUUAGUGUACCCUUUUUAGUGGAUUGGAUACUCGCGGUAAUAUUAUGUAUAUUGGCGCCAUUUUACUUAGGUAGAAUUCUAGCAUGGGUGCUGACAAAGGGGUUGGACUUCUGGGUAUGGCGUCAGUAUAAGAUUAAAAUAAACCUACAAUCAAUAAAGGUGUCCUUUCUAGGUGGACGAAUCUUCUUCAAGAAUUUAACAGUAGUCUCGAAUGAUUUUACAAUCUCAUUUUUAGAGGGUAGUUUUACCUGGAGAUAUUGGUUAUUGCAUACAAGGAUUCGCGGAAUAGAUUUUGAAAGUGAAGAUGGAGAUGCGAGUGAGAACGCUAAACUUCCUUGCAGGUUUCUUUUACAAUGCGAUGGUCUCGAAGUUUUCGUAUAUAACAAAAUUGACGUUUACGAAUCAGUACUAAGAGAUCAUUUCACCAACGUCACGAAAGAUGGCCAGGAAACGGAAUCAAACGAUGAUAUAACUAUAAAUACAGAAAAAGCUGCUGCAAAUUCCAAAUUAUCCAACAGUUCAAGAUAUAGUUAUUCUGGCCGCUCAAAGAGCACGGAUGCACCCAAAUUAUCUGCCAAAACCAAGCUGUUCCCCAUACAGCUUGAAGCUAACAGGGCAGCUAUUGUUUUGGGUAAUAGAAACACCAGACAUGUAGGUGUUUUCAAAUUCGAGCAAGCAAAAGGUGUUUACGAUAUUUUUUCCUCAAUUAGCGAUCUGGACUACUACAGGACGAAAAUAUCACUGGAUUUAUACGACGCCCUAUUUGAGUUAAGAACAAAUUUAGGAUACCAGAAUGACAAUCCCAUCAAGACUUUUGUAGUUGAAAAAACUAUGGAUAAAAUUUGGCAGACUGUCAAAAAACAAUGCAUUUCGAUUUCAAAGCUUUUGCUACCCAACCAAGGCAAAACAAUAAACAAUCAACAGGCGUAUAUAGAUUCUUGGAAGGGUCUCGAUCUAUAUCACCACACCAAAGCAGUUCAAGAGGAAAAUGUCGAUACGACAGUGCUUCAUGAACAGGAAUAUGCACGCUACAGCAGAGUGAUGAAAGCAGAGAGAGUUUCUUUGACAUAUUACUUUGACAUACCAGGAAUUGUACCUGCUAACAGCUCUUCCAUCAACUCUCAGAGUGAUAGGGAUGAAAGUUUGAAUUGCAACCAAGAUGAUGACACACCGGCUUUCGGAACUGACAUUCACAUUUAUACAGCAGCAGUAUAUUAUGGCCCCUGGGCUCAUAAACAUAUGCAGGAUAUUAUACGGCUUUUUUCUCCAAUAGUAUCCCGAGAUCAAAUGAAAGCUACAAAACCCGAACCGGGAUCGUUAAGAAUCUACGAAAACUUCAAAUUAUCUGUGGAUUUUCGAGACAAAAGCGUGUUGCACAUUCCAACUAGAGAGUCUAGUAAAGAUGAAGAGUUCAUCAAAAGAUAUAAAACAACUGGAGAUACUCAUAGGGCCUUUGGUUGGCUUAAUGUUUCUCUCAACGAGGGAGGAGAGAUUCUUUUCAAUCUUGCAUUAUGUUCCCAAGCCGACCGGCUACCAAAUGAGCUCUACGUCCUUUUACUAAAUCCGGAAAUAAAAUCUAGUGUUAAUCAUGAAGUGCUAUUUAGAUGCAACACCCAGACUAUUAAAGCGAAUAUUGGAUAUCCAACAGGUUGGAACAAACAGGCGGACUGGUUGUUUGAGCUUGAUAGUAGGACUGCAGAACUGUUUCUUCUCCGAGAUCAUAUUAGCUUAAUUUCUGAUCUUUUUACCGAUUUUUCUGCGAAUGAUGCUCUGAGAUAUGAAUUGUUUAGACCCUUCACUUACGAGAUAAAGUGGGUUUUUACAGAAUACAAACUAUUUCUGAACGUAAAUGACGCAAAUAUCAUCAAUAACCUUCUUGAUUUGAAUGAGAAUUGUUUUUUGUCUUUGAGCGGUGACAUAUUGAAUACGUCAAUUAAUCUCCCAUUCACGUCAAUUGUCAAGGAGCCACACGAAACUACUUUCUUACUCAAAAGUCCUCUUGUAAAGCUCUCUAUACAUCCUCCGUGUUGGAAUACUCUCCAUGAAUUCCUCUCUGAAACGACGUUUGGAGAAUGCCCGGACUUUUCAAUGACAGGAACUUAUAUUUCAUUUCCGUCGGUUGAUGUUGACAACACGGACACGAUACUUAUCGAUUUUCGAAGUUCCUCUACGAAGUUCUUGUCCUUUGGAUUUGUGCUCAGAUACUUAAUGAACAUCAAGCUCAAUUAUUUUGGGGACUUUAACCAUUUUAAAACGACAGAAGAAUACAGUAAUGAUUUGAGUAUGGAGGAAGACACCAAAACUAAAACCAAAAACUUUCAAGAGCAACCGACUAAUGAUGUCGAAUCAUUGACUUCUUCCUCGAGUGAUGGCUCAUAUCAGGUUGCUGACACCAUUAAUGAAAAUACUAUUCACAAAUCAUCGCUAUUGAGAACCAAAAACGAGACAGACGUUUGGAUCACCUUUUUCGUUAAUGAUGGAUGCAUAAUAAUUCCAGAAAACCUUUACGAUUGUCAAAGGUCUUUCUUAUUAUCAUUCCGUAGGUUGGAGUUUGAUAUGAGAUAUACUAAUUAUUUUAUGGAUUUGACAGCUUUUUUCUCAAGAAUAUACUUAAAUCAUAGUAAUGAAUUUUCCUUUAAUAGAGUUGUGGCGAUAGAGGAAUCUCAUUCAGAAAACACUGGUUACCUAGAUGACUUAAAUUUGCAUGGUCAUAGGAUGUUUGGUGUACCUCCAGUGGAAGAAACGUACCUUUGCAAAUGGGACAUUUCAAUUGGCUCGCUUUCUACUGACUCUGAUGGACAGUUUUUAUUUUCAUUCCUGGAAGCUAUUCAAAAAGUGGGAUUUACGUAUAAAGAUGCCGAAAAUAUUCUGAUAUACAGCAUCCACAAACCAGAGGAUGUAACAUCAUUGACAAUAUCAAUUGGAAGAGUUUCCUCCAUUGUACGUACCAAUCACGGCGGGUCUGCGACUCUGUCAUUAAAUGAUAUCACUAUCAACUCCUGGGAUCUAAGUAACUCAAGAUAUUCAAAACGAGUUGACUUACUGGUGGCUGCUAUUUCAGUUUGUGCGAUAGAUGAAAAGAAGACUGUUUUAUUCACCUGCGACACCGCCGUAGAGCUCACUAAAUUCGUUGUUCGGAGCAAUAUGAAAAAUCAUCGAGUGACACAACAGAACUGCGUACUUUUAAAUGAUUCCCCUUUCCACCGAUGUAAGUUUCUUUUAGCUUUUGAUCAGCUCAAUCAUUCUACCCUAUAUGAUGAUCUACUUGGAUCAAUUACUCCUAGCAUUUCUUUGCCCACACUCUCAGAACCAUUAACGUUUCAGACUUUCGAUAAUAUUUACGAGCGCUUAUUGGGGAGUUAUAUUAACCUUAUCAAUUUUGACACUGACAUUAUAGAUACUAAAAAUCUUACAGAUGAUAGACCUGAUGAUAAACGUCUUUUACCGCUAUCGAAUACUGUUUCGAAUGACUUAAGUGGACAGCUUGCCGAAGAAUUUGAAUCGGAAAAUACAACUGUGAAUAUUUCAACCUUGUCCGUUUUUGUUACCCCCAAGGCAUUUACCUUCGCUGAAAACGCCGCUCAUUUCAUGCUAACAAUGUCUACUGAGAGCAUAAUGGACUAUUUUGAAAUGAACAUUGUUAAUAUAUUCUCCGUAGGUCACAUUACGAACGGAAAGUUUUUUAAUUCAUCUGUCAUGCUCAAAAACGUAAAAGUUAACAUAUCCGAUGAAACUGCACUAGACAAAACACAAUUGGAAGCUCUUGACCGCUUAGAGCUUUCAGUAUCAAAUAUAUCAGUAAUUUCUAAAAUUUUAAAAUAUCCACAGAACCUAGAACAGAGCAAUGAGAGUACAGGAAUUACAGAUGACUCUACGAUUUCGUGCAAUUUCGAUAGUCUACAGUUUAACAUUUUCAAAUCUUCAAAAAAUAGGUUAACCAAGGUGCUACCGAUUGCCUGGUUUGAGAUAUUGAUGUUCAAUACAGUAUUAUUUUCCGAUGUAGGGAAAGUUUCGAAAUUAAUUUUCGGUUCUAUCAAAUCAGCUAUUUUAGACGCAGAUGUCGAAUGGACGGUAGAGUAUCUCCUUAAACUAGCAAAAGCAUUUUGCAAAGAAGGAAAGUCAUGUAUCGAAUUAGGCAAGUUAAGAAGCAUCGACAUGAAAGAAACAAUUAUCCGGGUUGCUGAAUUGGGAAAGAUUUCUGGUAUCGACUCAGUCCCUUACAUUAUUACCAAACCAGCAUAUAUUACGAGAUUGUCAAAAUUUCAUGUGCGUGAUACUGCAAGCUGGAAGAUCAUAACGCGGCUAAGACAUGUUUCUAAGCAUACGUCGCAUGUGUCCGAAACAACUUCACAAUGCGAUGACAUCCCAGAGGAAGUUAGAAACAUCUGCAAGGAUAAAUCACAGUUUUUGGAUAUAUUUGUUGACUGGAAAAAUUGGGAUGUGUAUGAAGUGGAACAAAGCUCAUUGUUUACAUUACUAUUUUCAGGUGAGAGUACUGUUCAUGAGGAGGAUUUAUUCAAUGAAUUAUCGCUAUCAUUGGAAAUGCUACAUUUGGAACUGCCAUAUGCACCACAGCAAUCCUCAAUCAUUGCCAAACAAAUUGAUUUGUGUGUAAAAAAGAUGUCACAUGAUGCGAUACUAGACUUCGAUACAAUGGGAUAUGAUAAGAAAGAAAUAGACUUCGAUUUACUAAUUUCCUAUGCUGACAUACGCGCCAGUAUGCAACUUAUUGAAAGAAUUAUUUUGUUGAAACAGAAGCUUUUCCCUCAAAUUACCGACAUUGAAAACAAAACAAAUCGUUGGGUUUCAAAAAUUUAUCAGACAUCUUUUCGAAUAUCUCAGCUGACUUUGCACAUGCUAAUUGAAAAAUAUAUGAUGCUUUUGGACCUACAAGACUUGUCAAUUGCGGGUUUAGAAACAUCAUCUGAAAUAAAUUCGUUGUUAUCUGCCAAGUUCUCAUCAGAAACUCUUUCAUUCAAUUUGUUGUAUCUUGACCGUAUCAUCUCAAGAAUUCUGCUUGAGAAAGUUACAGCAAAUUUCUUUGGCACAGAAAAUGAAAAUAUCAGGUUCUUCACUUCAAAUAUUGGUAGUGUAGUACUAGACUCAUCAGACCUAACCUUAACCGAAAUGAUGAAGCAUGCUCGGGCCCUCCUAGCUUCAAUAGAUGAUAUGAAAGCCAUUACUCCCGACCAUGAUUCAGAAAAAAAAAAUGGUCACGUCGACUUAGUAUGGGUUCUCUCCCUGAAGGUUGGAUCAUUGCAACUUCAAACUUCGGCUUUUGUUCCUUUUAUUAUACGCAUUCUGAUCAGUGGUUUAGACUUCAAUUUCAAAAAUCUUUCUGGUAUUUCAAUUAUUGUGAAUUAUACAGAGCUUUUGUUGGACUUCUAUUUUAACCAGUUGAAAUUGUUGCGAAUCUCCAAUUCUGUCACGAAGGUAGAUUAUAGAAGUAAUACUUUGCUGACUGACAUUGGAUUAGACACUGACAUCGUGAAAUUGACACUAUCAGAUAACCGUGUUUACAUUGAAGAACUCACCGACAGUCUAAAUGGUACGGUAUCUGAACUAAUUAAGAUUUUCAAGAACAAGAAUGCAGACAAUGAACCAGCUGCACCAAAGUUCAAGCCUUGCAGUUUUAAAAUGAAUGCAAUAUACAUUGGCCUGCUAACUGACUUGAAAACAACAAAUUAUGUUCUAGAAUUUAAUGAAACUGCAUUCUCUUGCGCAUCAAGAGCAGAGGCUUUAGAAGAAACGCAUGCAAAUGACAAUCUCCGCGAGAUGUCGUUGGUAAUUCAAAAUGUUUGUAUCCUUGUACUAAAUCCCGAAGUUUUGCCAACUUUGUCUAAGAUAUUCGAUAUUGGAUUUGCACUGAAACUUAUAGAAGACGAUAUAAAGAAGACACUACAGAUAGAAACCCCUCAUUCGAGAGUUAUGUUGGCCCCUUCCACGCUUAUUGCUGUAAUAUUCUUCAUACAGGAAGCAAAAGUUUCACUUCAGAAAGUUAAACAAAAGGGAAAGUUUAACAGUUCUUCCAAUGCAAUCGAAAUUCCUCCUUACUUCGAGACAUUAUCAGUCAACAUUCUUUCCAAUAAACUAUGUCUCGGUUGGAUCUUCGAGGAAGAUACCGAUGAAAAUGGGAUAGUAAUUGGAUACGAAAGCUUGUUCGCUGCGUACGAGAAACCUUACGGAAAACUUACUAUUGUCGAUGGGUAUGUGGCUACGGCACAAGGGAAGGAAUCCAAUAACUUCUUUUUUGCAAAUGGCGUUCCAGAACUGAACCGAAGCCAUUUGUCCAGCAUGCAGAUAAAUUUUUGGUUUUCUGGUCAAUUCAUAGAAAAAGACUUGUUUGUUCGAAUGAACGCAGACAAGCUAGAUGUCAGAAUACUGACAACUUCGGUAGAAAUUGUAAACGUUAUGAGGUCUUCAAUAGAGAGCUUUCAAAAGAAGCUGGCAAAAAUCAGUAAUAUUAAGAAAAGUUCGAUAUCAACACAUAAUGUGGCUGAGAAUUUAAGUGACAAAGUCUCAAUCCUUUCAAUUCGUUCAAUAAAUUGUAUUGCCAAAUAUGGAGGUGGUAUAAUAAAUCUUUACACUCCCGAUGAUAUUGCACAAGAUUCUCCCAAAUCGUCGCUAGAGCUCACUAGUCCAUCAAUAGAAGUUUCCUUGGACUAUAUGCACAACUUCCCUUCGCAGAAGCAGCAUUGGAUCAGAAGUCUAGUAAAUGUUGAAUCAACUCACAACAUUUUGUUUUCAUCCUGCGUUCCAGUUUUAGUAAAUCUCACAACAGAAAUCCAGAAACAGAUGGAAAGAUUUAACUCUGAAAAGAAGCAAUUGGUCCAUAAAACUCAAGAACAGACAACUAAUACUCAGCGCAUUUCUUUCGACUACAAAAAUUUAUUCAAAAAAAUUGACACAGCGAUAGUGAUAAACGUUGGAGCUCAAAAUAUCACAUUGACAUGUGAGCCAAGAGCAAAAAUUCAAGCAGACCUAGGCUUCAGUAACUUCAGAAUCUCGAUGUUUACCGACUCACCAGAUCAUUCCGAACCGCUGUCUCUAUCACUACAAUGGUCAGAAAUUGAAAUCAGUACCAGACAUAUUUUUUCUCGUGAAAUCAGUUCUUCAGCGGGUAUAAAUGAAGUAUAUCUUGAUUUUAUGUUAACACACGAAAACACCAUCAAAACAUAUGGAAAUACUCUGAUAUCCGACAUGAAAUUUUACGUUAAUAUGAAACAGUUGCAAGAGAUCACUUUAUUUCUUGACAUAUGGUCUCCAAAGACUAAAAAAGCUCAGAAACUAGGAUCUGGACCACACUCUGGGCAAAAAUGCCAACCUCAAGCUCUGACCGAAUUCACAACUCCUAAAAUUCCGUGGAUUUACCAAAUAAUCUUCAAAAACACUUCAGCUGUAAUUGAUAUGGAUCCAUCGCUAGGUUCAAUUAAUUUCAAAGUGCCUACAUUUUGGAUAUCGUCUCACCACAGAGUUGAUUGGUCUCACUCUGUCAGCUUUUAUCUGGAUGAAUUAAACUCGAAGUCUGAUGGUCGUUUAGGUGGAUUGUUUGAAAUUAAAAACAUAUUUUUUGACUCUAGUAUAAGCUGGCCGGUUAAAGACAAUAAAUUCGAGGCGCCUUUGAUAAAUUUAGCCUUCAAAAUGAGCCACCUGUCUUCAAAAAUUGGAUUCGAUUACCACUCUUUUUUAAUCGCUCGUGUGUCGGAUUUGCAAUUAGCUAUUCGUAACGAGAGGGAUGAAAGUGGAUUAUUGAAAGAUUUGUUAAUUGUAUCCAUGUCAUUUGGAUCCGUUAAUAUUUUCUUAACGGCUUUGGCUUCUGCUAAUCUCUACGAUAUCUAUGCAACAUUUGCCAGAAUGAGGAUCGAAAAUAAAAAGUCUUACGUACAGACCCUAAAGGAAUCAAAUCCUGAAAGUUCGGGAAAGAUUCAUUUCUCAAAUAAUGAAUUACUGGCGCCACUUCGUUUAAGAACUAAUUUGACUGCUGAAAUAGGAUCUUUCAGGCUAUAUGUUUUUCCAAGUACUUUAUUUGAUAGCGAAGUAUUGGUGCUGAAGGCAAAUAAAAUGAAUGUUGAAGCCGCAACUCAGACUGAGCAAAAAACGAAAACAGAUCUAACAUGGCAAAUACGCGACAUAAAUAUCAGUUUGGCUCAGUUUAAGAAUGAGUUAACUGAAGAGCAGUUUGCUGAAUUGAGCGUCGAAGAGUACAACAGACAAGCUGCUCUUUUAGAAGGAGACAUAAUUCUAGCGGCUCCCUCAGUAUUUGUUGGAAUUACCACUUGGCAGAAAAUCCCUGACACAGACAUUGAGUUCUUGUAUUCCAGUAGUUUUGGGGAUAAAGUCGAUAUCAAGUGGAAUCUCGACCCAAUUAACUUCAUCAGGGAAAUGUGGGCGACCCAUGUACGUGCAUUAUCUGUAAGACGAGGUCACACUGAGCCAUCUCCAUCAAAGCCCUUUUUCGAAGACGAAAACAUUGCUGAAAAGAUCAAAAUUGUGAAUCUUGGCACAAAAUAUAAAUAUAUUCCUUUGGAAGAGCCACACAUCGAGAUGCCACUUUUAAGGGAUCUAGGAAAUGCUACACCGCCUAUUGAAUGGUUUGGAGUUAACAGGAAAAGAUUCCCUGGUAUGGCACAUCAAUUGAUAGUGGUUCCAUUACAGAAGCUAAUCUAUGUUGCUGAAGAUCAGUACAAUCGUACAUUAGGGGAUAAUUUAGGAACUAUGUAA
Molecule: messenger RNA, 8772 nt
Organism: Kluyveromyces lactis
Lineage: Eukaryota; Fungi; Ascomycota; Saccharomycetes; Saccharomycetales; Saccharomycetaceae
Gene: CSF1
Product: Csf1p
Exons: 1
Coding region: 1-8772 (2923 amino acids)
Biological process (GO): fermentation
Cellular component (GO): membrane
Source: RefSeq, a predicted model, not a curated record